This is a messenger RNA of Mizuhopecten yessoensis (Yesso scallop), 868 nucleotides long. RefSeq lists its product as uncharacterized. Gene Ontology annotation, molecular function: nucleic acid binding. NCBI's taxonomy places the organism in Eukaryota, Metazoa, Mollusca, Bivalvia, Pectinida, Pectinidae. The record is from RefSeq and is a predicted model, not a curated record. The transcript is spliced from 2 exons. The annotation marks the transcript as partial. Gene Ontology annotation, biological process: DNA integration.
AUGAAUGGCUGGGAGGACAUUGUCGACCCCGACCUCAAACACUACGCAGCGCGAAAAACGGAGCUAACAGUACACCAGGGAUGCCAUCUCUGGGGAAUGAGGGUGAUAAUACCACCGAAACUACGGCGUGACUUGCUUAGUGAACUUCAUCAGGGACACAUCGGCGUUGUUAAGAUGAAAGCCGUAGCCCUCAGCUAUAUGUGGUGGCCCGGAUUAGAUCAGGACAUAGAACUGAUGUGCAAAACAUGUGCUGGAUGUCAGGAGGUUAAGCAUGCGACCCCUGGAGCACGUCUUCACCCGUGGGAGUGGCCGUCUCGACCUUGGCAUCGUGUCCACAUCGAUUUUGCGGGGCCAUUCUUGGAUUCAAUGUUUCUGAUCGCAGUUGAUGCGCACUCCAAGUGGCCUGAAGUGGUGCAGAUGAAGUCUACGACAGCCGAGAGAACAAUUGAAGUUCUCAGGACGAUCUUUGCUCGGAACGGCGUUCCUAGACAAAUCGUCAGCGACAACGGUCCGCAGUUCAAAUCUGAACUUUUCCAUAAUUUUAUGAGGUUAAACGGAAUCAAACACAUAACGUCUGCGCCAUAUCACCCAAGUACGAAUGGGUCGCUCAAUGCUGCUGAGAGAAACUACUCGCAGAUUGACAAGGAGGCGUUGGGGCUUGUAUGGGGUGUGAAACACUUCCACGACUACCUAUUUGGACGCAGGUUUACGCUGCUUACUGACCACAAGCCCCUGGUAGCUAUCUUCAAUCCGGAGAAAAGCAUACCGACAACAACAGCGUCACGAAUGCAACGAUACGCUCUGUUCUUGUCAGGUUUAACUUAUGACAUUGAGUACAAACACACCAAAGCGCACGGAAACGCGGACA